This is a messenger RNA of Cornus florida, 990 nucleotides long. Its product is annotated as abscisic acid receptor PYL4-like. The record is from RefSeq and is a predicted model, not a curated record. The transcript has 2 exons. Gene Ontology annotation, cellular component: cytoplasm; nucleus. Gene Ontology annotation, molecular function: abscisic acid binding; signaling receptor activity; protein phosphatase inhibitor activity. NCBI's taxonomy places the organism in Eukaryota, Viridiplantae, Streptophyta, Magnoliopsida, Cornales, Cornaceae. Gene Ontology annotation, biological process: abscisic acid-activated signaling pathway. Bases 100 to 756 code for a protein of 218 amino acids.
AAAAACCACACAUCCUAAAGUAACUAAACCCCCUAGACCUAAAGCUACAACUCUUUGUUUUUCUCUCUCUCCCUAAAACAGAAUCGAAACUCAUAAAAAAUGCCUGCGAAUCCACAAAAAUCAUCUCUUCUCCUCCACAGAAUCAACUAUGCCACCACCACUAACACCAGCACUUGCCACAAACAAUCCCAACAACAGCAGCCCACCACUCUCCUGAGGCGGAACCCUCUAACGUGCACCACCCCCGUCCCAGACUCCGUCGGUCGCUACCACAUCCACACCGUCAGCCCCAACCAGUGCUGCUCCGCCGUCGUCCAACAAAUCGCCGCCCCUCUCUCCACCGUGUGGCCCGUCGUCCGCCGCUUCGACAACCCACAAGCCUACAAGCACUUCGUCAAAAGUUGCCACGUCAUUUUCGGUGAAGGCGAUGUCGGCACCCUCCGCGAGAUACAUGUUAUCUCCGGCCUUCCGGCGGGUCACAGCACCGAGCGGCUCGAGAUUCUCGACGACGAGCGCCAUGUCAUCAGUUUCAGCGUUGUCGGCGGCGAUCACCGCCUCGCCAACUACCGAUCGGUGACGACUCUUCAUCCGACACCGGCCGGCGAUGGGACCGUCGUGGUCGAAUCGUACGUCGUCGACAUACCGCCAGGAAACACGAAGGAGGACGCUUUCGCAUUCAUUGACACCAUCGUCCGAUGCAACCUCCAAUCGCUAGCUCAGAUCGCCGACAACUCGGGGAGACGAAACUCUUUAUGAGUAUAGAAAUAAAAAGAAUCAAUCAAAACAUGAAUUUGUCAUUGUAUAUGAUGUGGGUUUGGACUCGUCGGGUUUCAAUGUUUUGAAGUUGUUCGUUAGUUCUGAAAGUGGCCUGACCGGAGGGGCAUGUUUUGAGGCUUUACCAUCACCGCCGGCUUAUAAAUUUAUUCAUAAUUUUAUUUUGUUGAUCUUUUGUACUUAUCAAACAAUAAUGACAUACACCCAUUUCUGAAA